AUGUUCUAUGAAAAUCCAAAUUAUCAUUUGGAUCCGGCUCGUUUAGACGAUGCACUCAAUUCAAAUUUGGUACCCAACGUUGAAGAUGAUUUAUACGAGGAAAUAAUUAACGAAUUGGAUGCCGUUUGUAAUUUACCAAAUCGUGGUCGUCCAGGUUCCGGAUGUGAGGGUAGAAAAUCUUAUGCUUCUUUGGAUGUGACUUCGAUGGGGGUCGAUGUCAACACGGGUCCCGUCACUAAUUUGGAUUCUAAUAAAAUUGAAUGCAACAACAGAAGUUUUGAUUCUGUAAAAGAUACAAGUUUAGACAAUUCUUUCAACUAUAACAACCUGAACAUGGGAAGGCGUCCAAAUGAUUUAAAUGCCAUCGUGAGAACCAAACCGGAUUUGAUAGAAGAUGCAGAAUACAGACGUAAUAAAGACAUUUCACAGAUAAAUAGCCUCCAAAAUUCUAAAAUUGACCUCGAGGAUGUUUCUAAUUUACAUAAUCAAUUAACCGAUGAUUUGUUUGCCGUGCCUGUCAAAAGAGCUUCACAAUCACCUACGACGGAUACUCAGGAUACUCCAGACAAAGAUAGAUUACCUCCAGGAUGGGAAAAACACGAAGAUAAUGACGGUCCAUAUUAUUGGCAUAUCAAAUCGGGAACGAUACAAAGAGAACCACCCGAAGAAUGUAAAGAAAUCAGUACAAUCGUUCAACAGUUUUUAAAAGACACGGAAGAUUUAAAUUCUUCGACGGUAAUCAAUUGCGUAACUAGAAGUAACACGAGUUCGGCUCUCGAAUCCAUAAAUAAAAAAGAAGAUUUAGCUUAUAAGAGAAGAAGUUAUCCGGCGAGAGUCGAAAGUAGCGAUUCUAAACAAAAACCCAUAAGAUUCGCUGUUAGAUCUUUAGGUUGGGUGGAAAUUGCAGAAGAAGAUUUAACACCGGAAAGAUCCUCGAAAGCCGUUAAUAAAUGCAUUGUCGAUUUGUCAUUGGGUCGAAAUGAUCUUUUGGAUGUUGUCGGACGUUGGGGAGAUGGAAAAGAUUUGUUUAUGGAUUUAGAUGAAGGUUCAUUAAAAUUAAUGGAUCCGGAAAAGCUCACCGUAUUAAAUAGUCAACCCAUUCAUACGAUAAGAGUUUGGGGUGUUGGAAGAGACAACGGAAGGGAUUUUGCAUACGUUGCACGAGACAAAGUAACCAGAAGACACAUGUGUCACGUGUUCAGGUGUGAUAUAUCGGCUAGAACGAUUGCAAACACCCUACGAGACAUAUGCAAAAAAAUUAUGAUCGAAAGAAGUUUGCAACAAAAUCUUGCAAAACCCGUCGACAUAAAUAACUGCGGAAGGCAAGGAUUGGCUGUAAGACCUACAAAUUUACCGACGGAAAAUCGAAGACAUCAAAGAAAUGGAGGAGGAUUAUCAUUAGGCCAUCAAUCUUUUCCAACGCCGAUGGAAGAACCUAAAAAAAUAUUAAAAGCUCAGUACCUAGGUAGUUGUCAGGUUAAUAAAGCAACGGGAAUGGACAUAUUAAACGAAGCCAUCGAUCAAUUAUCUCACACACCUGAGGAUACCUGGAUUAAUGUCAGCAUAGCCGUAGCUCCUAGCAUGAUCUCAAUUUCACCCUGCGGGGAUGAAAAUAGUGUAAUUAGCGAAUGUCGUGUGAGAUACCUAUCAUUUUUGGGCAUCGGUCAAAAUGUAAAACUUUGCGGUUUUAUCAUGCACACCGCUCAGGAUCUUUUUAUAGCUCACGUUUUUCAUUGUGAACCUUCUUCGGGAGCUCUUUGCAAAACAAUUGAAGCCGCUUGCAAGCUGAGGUAUCAAAAAUGUUUGGAUGCUCAUCCUCAAGGGAUUCCCCGAAGUCAAUCGGGUUCUCAAACGCCGGGGAAAAGCAUCGGUGCUGCCCUUAAAUCAUUUGUUGGUUCACUAACGGGAAGAAAAGCUAGGGGUGGGUCCGAGUCGUCCUGA
Molecule: messenger RNA, 1941 nt
Organism: Pediculus humanus corporis (human body louse)
Lineage: Eukaryota; Metazoa; Arthropoda; Insecta; Psocodea; Pediculidae
Exons: 12
Coding region: 1-1941 (646 amino acids)
Biological process (GO): regulation of DNA-templated transcription
Cellular component (GO): cytoplasm; nucleus
Molecular function (GO): transcription factor binding; amyloid-beta binding
Source: RefSeq, a predicted model, not a curated record